CUCUCCCCUCCCCUCCCUCCCGAUCCCACCCGCCGAACCGAUCCCGGCCGGAUCUGCCGCCGUCCUACGCCCCCCUCCCACAUCGCCACUGCCGCCACACACCGCCGAUCCCCUCACAUCCGGCCGGUGGCCAUGGCCUCCCGUAUCUCCCCGACAGCCGCCACUCCCGUACCCUCUCCAGACCCCUCCCCUCCCCUUCCCUCACCAGAAGAGGAAGAUAAGAGGUAGGGAGACCGAGCGGCCACCAUGGCGCGACCAGAUCCGCCACGGUUGCCCAUGGUUUCUUCGACCUGGGCCUCGACGGAGGUCGCCAUGGCCUGCUCCGUGCCGAUCCUCUCUUCCUCACCUCACAUCAGGCGGUGGCCAGAUCGAGGCGGAUUCGCGCCAUCGUCAAUGGCCUUGACGGAGGUGCUCGCGUGGCGGCUUCUUCCUCCUGCUUCUGCUCGGCCGUUGCCGAUGACACGGAGCUUCCUAGCCUACCAGGAAGGGGGAAGAAGAGACAACGGGACGGAAGGAAGGAGGCAGCCGGGAAUCGACGUGUUGUACUCGAUGGAGAUAGCUGACGCCCGGGUAACCCCAUCCUCCCAAGCUUGCAUUGACCAUAGAGGCGCCCCACAGAAUCCAGCCAGGACCUACAUCCUUGAAUCAGAAGGUGAAGCCAUACACCGAGUGUGUCAAUUAUGCACUGCAACACCGUUGAUACUAGCGGUGUGCGCGAUGGUCCGGGCCAAGCAGAGAAAGAUAGGUGAGAUAUGCAAGGCCUCUGCCACGAAGACUACACGUUGUACAAGUGUGUGUCCUGAUUUACAUGCUCGCCAUUGUACAUGAUGUAAGUGAUACUGAGAUGCUCAUGGGAGUGGUGGUUCUUAAUCUGUCAAUGGUGUGACUAUGUGUUUACGUUGUAUCCUGGUAGAAUUAUUAUGUUUAGCUCUCUACUCUAGUAUAGUGCUGCCUGUAGAGGCCACCGUGAUUUUGUUAUACACAUGAUGAUGAUGCAAGUAUGGACUGCUGGUUGUUUCAUA
This is a messenger RNA of Triticum dicoccoides, 1022 nucleotides long. RefSeq lists its product as uncharacterized. The transcript has 3 exons. NCBI's taxonomy places the organism in Eukaryota, Viridiplantae, Streptophyta, Magnoliopsida, Poales, Poaceae. The record is from RefSeq and is a predicted model, not a curated record. Bases 247 to 828 code for a protein of 193 amino acids.